Molecule: messenger RNA, 831 nt
Organism: Exophiala oligosperma
Lineage: Eukaryota; Fungi; Ascomycota; Eurotiomycetes; Chaetothyriales; Herpotrichiellaceae
Exons: 3
Coding region: 1-831 (276 amino acids)
Source: RefSeq, a predicted model, not a curated record
AUGGAUCCUCUGUCAAUGGCCGCCAGCAUUGUUGCUGUGCUACAGCUCACAUCAAGCCUGGUAGACUAUAUCAACGAGACGAGAAAUGCAACGGCAGAGCAAAAGAAGGUGGCCAUCGAGGCCAGUAAUCUCUACAGUCUUCUCACGCUCUACGCUAUCGAAUCGAAGAAGGCCGUUGUUCUUGAGACCAUGGUAAAAGAGUUGUCGACGUCGAGGAAAAGAGAUCAGUUCAAAGCAGCACUGUUGUGGAAGUUUACCAAGAAGGAAGUGGAAGAUGCAUUGGCUCGUAUCGAGCGGUUGAAGUUGCUCAUCAACUGCGCCUUGACAAAUGACUUGAUGACAUUGUCGAAAGCGAUCCACUAUGAUUUGGGGUCGGUCAAACAUCAGGUGCAUGGUGGCCGUUCGCGAGAAAGAUUUCAAGGUGAUAUGACGAACUUCGCAACUUUAGCACGAAUGGACAUACCGCAACAUGCAACGCGACAUCGUAACUGGUCUCCCACAGCUGAUUAUUUCCGUCGAAUGCGUCAUUCUCAUGGCCAGAUCUUACAUCGCUUUCAAAUCCAAGGAGUAUCGAGAACAUAUAAUGAACUGGUCGCCAGCAUCCCACUUCCAUUGGUGGGCGUGCCUUUACGACCUCUCAGCUCUCUUUACCGGGAUGACACCCACUUCAUCCCACAGCCGAACGCGGAUAGAAUGAGUACCGAAUGCCUUGUCCGUAAUUCUUUCAUCCGUUCUGAAAUGCUUCAAGCCAUCCGUGUAUUCGGAUAUGGAGCAUGCAUUAACGGCUAUAACGACGGAUUGAAACGGCGUGCAGGAAGUCCAAGGAAGUAG